CUAUGACAUUUAAACGUACACGAAAUGGUUUACAUAUCAACUAAGAAAAUCUAAACAUGACACGUACUUUCUUAUAUGACAGAAAAUCUGUUACACGCUGUUGAUGAAGAGAGAGAAUCCAUAGAACACCAAAAUGCGGCGUUUAUUGAUCAACUGGACGAUCUGUCAAAUGAUGAUAUCAAAUAUAAAUACUCUUGAAUGGCCUGAAGAAGAGGUGUCUACCUGCCACCAUAUACACGGGCAUAUUGACCUGAUAUGUAACAGUGGGGGUGGCAUCGAGGUCAUCAAUGCUGUAGCUCAACCUCUGCCAACUGACAGCACACUAGAAUGUGUAAACAACAAUAAAGCUACGUGUACAAAGAACCUAUCCGAAGAGGUCAAAGCGAGAUGUUCUGGGAAGAGAUAUUGUAAGUGGAAGAUUUCCAAAAAUUGGUCCAGGGCGAGGCAUCUACGACAGUCAAAGUUCUGCUGUGUGAAUCUACCCUGUAAUACGAUUCGAUUCAAAUGUAUUCCAGGACAAUGUGAUCCUCUUCCACCACCUUUGAAUGGUUAUGUCAGUGUGUCAGAUAGUGCGCAAACUAUAGGUACCAUAGCAACGUAUUACUGCCACGACAACUAUGUACUGCAUGGGGAAACAACAAGAACAUGCAGCAUGCAAACUGAUUAUGCAUAUAGAUGGAAUCAUUUGGAGCCAGAUUCAAUCCCAAUGUGCAAUAUAGACCAUACACUGUGCAGCAGCCCACGGGGGAUACGGACCACCGAGAUAUAUGCUCUUGGAAACACAUGCUACAAAUUAAAUGGUAAAAAAGACUAUACUUACAGUCAGGCCAACGCAAGAUGUUCAAGAGACGGAUGGGAACUCGCUACUCUUGAUAACAACCGUAUCUAUAAUCGGAUUAUAGAUCACAUUGUCCAAACGAUCAACUGGAUCGGUGAUCCAGGAGAGGACGGGAACAUAUAUUGGAUUGGGGUUGGUAAAGCGUCACAACCGAAGGCGUGCUACUUUGUCAACUUGGACAAGGAUCAUGUUGAUCCUAAAAAGCAAAUUGUGCAAUACGAAGUCGGAGAUAGCUGUAACCAGAUGAACGGUUACAUAUGCCAGUAUAAUAUUUCCAAGCACGAAUAUUGGACUGAAAAAGCAACUCACACGAGAGAAGAAUCACAAUAUGAAAAGAGAACAGAGCCUAGAAUGAAUAAAAUCCUAGACAAAGCCAAAACAACGCCUGAAAUUGAUGAAUUACAAUAUAAAUACACAACGACGCCUGAAAUAGAUAAACCGCAAUAUAAAUACACAACGAUACCUGAAAUAGACGAAGCGCAAUAUAAAUACACUACGACGCUUAAAAUAGACGAACCGCAAUAUAAAUACAAAACGACGCCUAAAAUAGAUGAACCACAAUAUAAAUACACAACGACGCCUGAAAUAGAUGAAUCACAAUAUAAAUACACAACGACGCCUAAACUAGAUGAAUUACAAUAUAAAUACACAACGACGCCCAAAAUAGAUGAAUCAUUAUUCACAACGACGCCUAAAAUAGAUGAAUCACAAUAUAGAUACACAACGACGCCUAAACUAGAUGAAUCACAAUAUAAAUACACAACGAAGCCCAAAAUAGAUCAAUCGCAAUAUAAAUACACAACGACGCCUAAACUGGAUGAAUCACAAGAAAGAAGUAGAGUGUUACCUAAAAUAGAUGAAUCAAAGUAUGAAGGUAAAGGAAAGCUUAAAACACACGACAAAGAUAGAGCGAAGUCUGAAAUAGAUGAAUCACAAUAUAAAUAUACAAUGACGCCUAAACUAGAUAAAUCACAAUAUAAAUACCCAACGACGCCUAAAAUAGAUGAAUCACAAUAUAAAUAUACAAUGACGCCUAAAAUAGAUGAAUCACAUGAAAGAAGAAGAUUGUUACCUAAAAUAGACGAAUCAAGAUAUGGAGACAAAUCAAAUCUUAAACAAGAUGAAACACACGGCAAGAAUAAAGCAACGCCUGAAAGAGAUGAAUCACAAAAUGAAGAUAAAACAGCGCCUAAAAUAGAUGAAUUACAAUAUAACAAAAAAAUAACUAUGUCCGAAAGAAACGAUACAAAAUAUAAAUAUAAAGCAACACCUAAAAUAGAUAAAUCAACCCUCAAAACAGAUGAAUCGCAAGAUAAAUAUGAAGCAGUGCCUUCGAAAGACAAAUCAGAAAAUGAGGGUAUUCCAUCUUCUGAAAUAUAUGGAUCAAAUAAUAAGAAUAGAACAAUGUCUAGAACAUAUAAAUCACAAGAACCCAUACCCAAGGGAAAAAAAUCACAAGAAAACCACAGGCACAGCACAUACAAAGCUAAAGACAAAGAUAGAACAAUGCUUGAACUAGAUAAAUCAUCAUCCAGGUCUUUGUUGCGGAAACCGGGGAAGCCUAUAAUCGUAUGUAAAACUUGUGAAACGAAAAUACACCACAGAAGGAAAAAACACAACGAUACGGAUAUGCACCACGGGAAGAAAUUGCACCAUGGGAAGAAAAGCCACCAUAUGAUGCUGAAUAAUAGACAAAAUACUACUUUUAGUAUUUUCUCAAAUAUUCUUAACUUGAUGUUAAAAUUGCACGACUUUGGCGAGGACAUCAUUUUAAUACGUGCGAAGCGUCCUCAUGGUAAUAAGGAUAUGAGCAUGAAACUGUUUGGGACGCCAGGCGUAGGGAAUGAAAUUAAACGGAUAAUAGGACGGAAGCGUAGGAUACGAAGACUGUUCGUACACAAAUACAAGAAGCGUGCUAAUUCCUGAAACAAACAAAUAAUCCGUCAAUCUAUUAAACAACGAUAUCUUUCUGAAUCCAUUGAUUGUUGCUGGAAAUACUUUAUUGACCACGAUUUUCUAUUUCUGAUCUAUCCAUAGGCUAAAGGGCGAUAGAAACAAUUUUUAAAUAAAGAGGGCAGACCAAUCAAACUCUAGAGAUAAAUGUUGAUAGGAGUCUACCUCUGCUGCCAUCUUUAUAUCCGCCCAAAAGCUAUGGCUCUAUCUGUG
Owenia fusiformis is the source of this 3004-nucleotide messenger RNA. NCBI's taxonomy places the organism in Eukaryota, Metazoa, Annelida, Polychaeta, Sabellida, Oweniidae. The record is from the annotation of a GenBank genome assembly.